Melanaphis sacchari is the source of this 939-nucleotide messenger RNA. It is a transcript of the gene Vps28, whose product is annotated as vacuolar protein sorting-associated protein 28 homolog. Gene Ontology annotation, biological process: protein transport to vacuole involved in ubiquitin-dependent protein catabolic process via the multivesicular body sorting pathway. Gene Ontology annotation, molecular function: protein-containing complex binding. The transcript is spliced from 2 exons. The record is from RefSeq and is a predicted model, not a curated record. NCBI's taxonomy places the organism in Eukaryota, Metazoa, Arthropoda, Insecta, Hemiptera, Aphididae. Bases 235 to 882 code for a protein of 215 amino acids. Gene Ontology annotation, cellular component: ESCRT I complex.
CUAUUAUAUACUUUAAUUCACAAAAGAAAUAUUAUUAAUUUUUCACAACAGUCUAAUGUCUAUAAACAAUCAUAUACAUAAUAACAAAACAGUGUUUUGCUUACGUAUUCUUACAUUACAUAAUAAUUAAUAAUUAAUAAUAAUAUACAAUAUUGGGUUUUAAUUUACUUUGUAUUUUUUGAACCCGAUUAUAAUUUUUAGAAAAAUCGGUAAAUUAAUAGAACAGAAAAAAAAAUGAUGGAUUCUCAAGAUGCUAAUCGCCCAGAACUACUAGAAGAAGUAAGAUUGUUUCGCAAUGCUCGUGAACGGGAAAAGUAUGAUAAUAUGGCUGACUUCUAUGCACUAGUCAACACAUUGCAGCAUUUGGAAAAAGCAUAUAUACGAGAUUGUGUGACGCCCAAAGAAUAUACUGCUGCCUGCUCAAAAUUGCUUGUCCAGUGCAAAGCUUCUUUCAAACAAAUACAGGGUGAUGAUUUUCCAACGAUUGAGACUUUUGUUAAAAAAUACAAAUUAGAUUGUCCAGCAGCAAUAGAGCGUAUUAAAGAAGAUCGACCGAUUACUAUCAAAGACGAUAAAGGCAAUACUAGUAAAUGCAUUGCUGAUAUUGUUUCUUUAUUUAUAACCAUAAUGGAUAAACUAAGGUUGGAUAUUAAAGCAAUGGAUGAAUUGCAACCGGAUCUUCGAGAUUUAAUGGAUACCAUGAACAGACUUAGUAUGUUACCAGCUGACUUUGAAGGAAAACAAAAAGUAUCUGAUUGGUUAAGUUCUCUGUCAUCUAUGAACGCUUCAGAUGAGUUAAAUGAAACCCAAGUGAGACAAUUGAUUUUUGAUCUUGAAUCAUCAUACAAUGCAUUCAACAAGUUGCUCCAUCAGUCGUCUUAAUUAAAUUUAUAAGCAAUAUUAUAAGUUAUAGCCAAAUAUAAGAAUAACACCAGAGUA